UUUUUGAUAAAAUUGCUUGUGGUCUACGGCAAAAGUAAAUUGUAGUGCCCUUUGAAACUUGCUGUUUUGUGCAUAUACCACAGCAAUGGAACAAAGACUAAAAACCUUAUCAGAAUUAGACGUACGGAUACAGAAAUUUGAAAAUGGAUUGAGUUCGAUACUUCAAACUUUGCAAUGGGAUAAACAAAAACUUUUCGAGUUUCAGAAAAAAAACUUAAUGACCUGUAAAUAUGACAGUAACCAUCGAAUACCAUCAGAAAAAUUGGAAAUCCAUGAGAAUAAGUGCAGGCUGAAGAGCCUUGGAUAUGAUCAAGAUCAAAUAUUUCUGCCAGAACCUUUGGAUCCUGACAGUAAGACUGUUGUCAAAUUGAAUAGAGAGAAAAUUACAGACAUAAUAAACAAAGCUGCCAAUUCUGAAAGACUAUUUAAAAGAGGUCAGGGACCUGAAGACUCGGAGCCACUGACUGUAGAGCGUUUACAGAGCACGUACACUUGUGAUGAGAGGAGAGCUAUACAUGAUGCUGUGGUUGGAGCGGCGCCCACAUGUCACGACCUAUCCGAUCUGGCUUUGCCAAGCACGAGUGGUGAGGGAGAAAAGUCGAAGGAGAGCAAGUCUCGAGUGGAGAUACUGGCCGAGCUGAGGGACAUGAAGCGCCGCCGGACCAAGUACCGCGUCGCCGCCAAGACGCAAAAUUUCUCAGCCGUUCUACGGGAUGUCAUUAAAACUCAGAUGGAACUGUACAUCGAAGCACGAAACGAAGUUACGAGAAACAAAAAUAAUGAUAAAACAACAGAAAAUGGUACAACGCACAGCGAGUGUUGCACGGAGCAAACAGUGCGCGCACAGAGUGCGGGACUCACUACAGAGAUAGAGGCGACACCCGGGCUGGCCUCAACAGACACAACACUACCGCAUUUAGACACGGCAGACCAGGGACACAUGCAGACCGACCAGACAUGCCAAAUGAUAGGGAAGCAAUUAGAGACGUAUAUAAAAAGCAUACACGUGAGCGCACUGAAUACAGAGAUACGCCUCGGAGAAGAGAUGACUAUAGGAACGGAACACGACAAUAUUAUGAUAAAGAAUCAAGCCAUCGCAGGAGCAGGUCAAGGGAUAGAAGCAAAAGUGAGAGGUAUAGCAGAAACAAUGAUCACACGAGGAGAUGCGAAAGGAGAGAUGGUAAAGAGAGACACAAGAGAGAGCACGACUCCGACUAUCACCAGUACAAGCGAGAAACCGUAAAACGCAAGCGACUCUAAUAAUGUAAUACUGAUCACAGUUUCUAGUUUACAUUGUGAA
Bombyx mandarina (wild silkworm) is the source of this 1300-nucleotide messenger RNA. RefSeq names its product U11/U12 small nuclear ribonucleoprotein 48 kDa protein. The record is from RefSeq and is a predicted model, not a curated record. NCBI's taxonomy places the organism in Eukaryota, Metazoa, Arthropoda, Insecta, Lepidoptera, Bombycidae.